GCCGCCAAUCAGAACCGUUUGUUUAGAGUUUAAUGGAGGAAUUUGAAUUACCGGUUGAAGGAAGGUGAAAAGUGUUGUGUUGUGGUACUGCGUUGUUGUGAGACGAGUCGUGUCGAAGUGUUGUUUGUUGUCAAGCGUUUUGUAUACUGGUUUGUUCUCUGUGGUGAAAUUACAUAAUUUUUUCGGAUAAAGAUCAUGGAGCUAAAGAAGGGUGCAAGAUGUGUGGCCAAAUGGCUAAAUACUAAUUUCUACUAUUGGUGCACUAUAAUUGAACCAGUUGGUGAGGAGUGGAAAAUUCAAUAUGAUGAUGGAACAGUUGCUGUAGUUAAAACAAAAGAUUUGCAUGAAACACCACCAGCAGAUGCACGCAACCCAGUUCGUAUAGUCACACGUAGCACACCUAGCAAAAAUCGGAAGAGACCUGAAGAGAUACGAAAAUCUCCAGCUAGAAAGGUCCGUAAACUGUUUACUGAAGAAGAGAACAUCAGAUUGGGUGCCAAAUUAGGCGAUGUAAAAGAAAAUGCUACUGCAGCUGAGAAAGAGUCCAUAAUUGAGUCAGAUCUGAUGGAGGGUCUGAAGGACAAGGAGUCACAUGAAAAUUUGACAGGUGCUGCAGAUGUCCAGCCAUCUUUGCGCGAAAAAAGUGUGUCAAAAGAGAUUGAAAAUCCGACACAAAGUGCUGCAGAUGUCAACCCAUCAUCGCGUGAAAAAAGUGUGCCGAAAGAGAUUGAAAAUCUGACACAAAGUGUUGCAGAUGCCCACCCAUCUUCACGUGAAAGAUCAGUUAGUGUGUCAAAAGAAGCUGAAGAUGUGACAUACAGGCCUAGAGUUGCAGAUACCCGCUCCUCUCCAUUUAAAAGAACAGAUGGAGUUCCAGAUACCCGCUCCUCUCCAUUUAAAAGAACAGUUACUGUGAAGAGAGAGCCUGAAUUUGCGACAGGCGGUUCUGUAGACAUCCGCUUGUCUCCAUUUACAAGAUCGGUUAGUGUGACGAGAGAGACUGAAGCUAUGAUACACAAUACUGGAGAUGUCCGCCAACCACCAUCUAGGGCAUCAGUUAGUGUUACAGCACAGACUGAAGAUAUAAAAGGUGGUGCAGAAGAUGUCCGUCCUUCGCUAUCCCAAAGAUCAGCUACUGUGGAAAUACAGAAAGAAAGUUUCACACGUAGUGUGAAAACAUAUGCUGCAUCAUAUCUUGACAGAGAUUUGCGCAGCCUUUCAUCUCUGGACAGACGUAUCUCCAGCCGACUUUUGAAGGAAGGUUCUGUUGGAUCAGUAGAUCUACAUGCAGGUCCAACUAGGAGAUCAGAUAGUCUAUUAAUGCAUGGAGAUAGUCAACGCAUAAAGAGAGAAAAUUUAAUGCAUGAUGUGCCAAGAUAUGGAAAGUCAUACUUUGAGGGAGAUUUCCAAAGACGACUGUUGAAGGAAGGCUCUGUUGAUGUGCCAAGAUAUGGAAAGUCAUACUUUGAGGGAGAUUUCCAAAGACGACUGUUGAAGGAAGGCUCUGUUGGAUUAGCAGAUCUCCGCCCAUCUGCAAUUAGAGGAUCAGACAAUUUGCUGAAUGCGAGAGGGAAAGUGACACCUGGAUCAGCAGAUCUCCGCCCAUCUGCAAUUAGAGGCUCAGACAGUUUGCUGAAUGAGAGAGGGAAAGUGACAGCUGAUUUGACAAGACACACAGCAUCAAAUGUGGACAGAGGUCUCCAAAGACAGCUGGUCAAGGAAGGUUCUGCUGAUUUUACACUUGCUACCACGUACGUGAAAGAUAAUGAAAAAAAGUAUCUGAAUAAAUAUCCUAUGGAAUUUGGAGGAAGACUUGGUACUUUGUUGCUGAUUUUAUUACUGCCUUUAUAUGUCUUGAGUUUGUUUAGUUUUAAUUUGGUACCGGACCCAACAAAAUUUGAAGUAUUGUUUCAAAUGCAGCUUGUACUGAUUCCUCAAGUGGCUGUUGGAAUAAUAAUGCUUAUAAUUUUCCAAGCUGUACUUAGCAUUGUGCCAAUUGGCAAAGUUGUCAGUGGACCUCUGACUAAGCUUGGGAUUUUGAAAAUGCGGUGUAAUGGGAUUUUCGCAGCCCUGUUUGCACUGGUUCUAACUUCAUCAGUAUGCUACAUCAAAAGGGAAGUUGCUGACAUUGUAGUCAGUGUGUAUAGUGAGGCUGCAGUUUCAGCAAUGCUUGUGGGAAUUGUAUUUUCUCUAAUUCUGUACAGAAGAGGUGGUAAAUUGCCUAUCUCCUAUCUUAAUCCAUAUGGAUCAAAAGGCUUUAUGUGGUAUGACUUCUGGAUGGGACGAGAAGUUACUCCUCGUAUUGGAAAAUUCAAUAUAAAGCUCAUCCUUCAUCGAUUUUCCAUAAUUAUUGUGAUUGCACUGAACAUGUUGAUUGCCACAAAAGCAUAUUUGCAGGGAGUGGAAGAAGAAAUAUUAAGAUCUGUUAUAAUAUCUGCAAUAUUGCAGUCAUUAUAUUCUUUACACUUUAUUUUUCAUGAAGACCUGUAUCUGUAUUCCUUCCUAGCUAUCUCAGAAGGUGUUGGAUACAUGAUAGCAGUGGGAUUUAUGACAUUUCCUUUCAUAUUGACAUUCACUACAAAAGCUAUCUUGGACUAUAGAUUAAAGGCAUCACUGACAGAAAUGUAUAUUGUACUGUGUUCGUAUACAAUUGGACAAAUAUUAUUACAGUCGAGCAGUCACAGGAAAAUGCUCUCUCUAAAAAAUCCAGUCACCUCAGUUUGGAGGGUGAAUGUGCUGCCUAAAUGGAGUGCUGCUGUUCAGACCAGAGCAUGUAUGGGAGAGAUAAUUAUUUAUUGGGCUUUGGCUUUGGUUGCUGGUACCACUUACCAUGGUAUUUUCAUAAUACCAUCAGCAUUUACAGUUACUGUGCUUUCAAGAGCCUUCAGGGAAUAUAAACGUGCAGCAGCCUAUCAAGCGGGUGAAGUUAACACCAGACAGUAAUAAGCUGCAAUUCUCAGUAACUCUUGUGAAACAAGAUCAUGCUGAAUGAUUGCGAAUAUGGGGCUAACUGCCAUGUUCAAAUAUGGAAUCAUUUAUAAAAUGUUUUUUUGUGAUAACUACUGUGCACUAUUUGAACUGUCUUUGUUUAGCAAUUGGGCACAUACAUGUUCUUAAAAAAGAGUUUUCAAAGAUUUUAAGAUGGUUUAAAAUUACAAAUGAUCUUUAUAUAGCACUUUUUAUGUUCUUGUAAGUAAUCUGUAAGAUUAUAGGAGCAUCAACAUUUAUUGUGGCAAGUUCAGUUUUUAUUGAUCUAAGAAGACUGUUAAAACAGUAAUUUUUUUAAAAAUAUGUCUUUGGCUAGUACUUACAGUUAAUUAUUUAAUGUCAUUAUUAUUAUUAUUAUUAUUAUUAUUAUUAUUAUUAUACGUAUCACUCUACAAUAUUAUUAUUAGUAUUAUUAUACGUAUCACUUUAUGAGAGUACAAAUUAAAGCCCUUACUGAUUGAUAUGUUAUAAACGCCAUUCAGACUAUGGCACGAACUGAACAAAUAUCACUUCAUGCUGUGUAUUUUAUAUUUGGUUAUUUUCUAUAUUUUUGUUGUAAUUGUUUUCUAAUUGUGUUGUUUAAAUAAAUAGGUUUAGGUUAAAUGAGUGUAUGUGUAUUUAAACAUUACCUGUAUUCUAACAUUGUUUUUGGAAACUUCACUUUAGUGCAAAGACUGCCUGUAAGAAAGACAAACGGCAAGCCUUUGCUCUUUCAAAGGUUGCUAGUCAACUGCAUUGAUAUGAUCUGUGUGUCUCCCAGCUGUGUGAAAUGGGACACUAAAUGUGCGUACAGAGAGACCACUCCCAUCAUUAGUUUGAUAUU
Messenger RNA from Schistocerca nitens (vagrant locust), 3811 nucleotides. Its product is annotated as delta(14)-sterol reductase LBR-like. Gene Ontology annotation, cellular component: endoplasmic reticulum membrane; nuclear inner membrane. The record is from RefSeq and is a predicted model, not a curated record. The coding region runs from base 196 to 2943 and encodes 915 amino acids. Lineage: Eukaryota; Metazoa; Arthropoda; Insecta; Orthoptera; Acrididae. The transcript is spliced from 25 exons. Gene Ontology annotation, molecular function: oxidoreductase activity, acting on the CH-CH group of donors, NAD or NADP as acceptor. Gene Ontology annotation, biological process: sterol biosynthetic process.